AUGACCGACAUCCCUUCGCACCAACACUCGUCUCAGUCCAUCCCGCAGCACCGGCUGGCCCUACAAGCGUUGGCUACACCCUCUCCAUUGAGGUCGGUCGGAGCUACUGCACUACGCGACUCACGCUCAGACACGAUCACUGUCUUGCCAGGGUGGCCUCCCUUUGCUCGUGCGUGUUCUCCUGCCAUGACGACGCCUCGACGACGUCGUACCCCUCGUUUCCCCCAUGGACCACCGCAGCUCAGCACGGGCGCGGACGAGACAGGCGACGCUGGGAUUCAUCAUGAUCAUGGUAUAGACGACAGCAACGAAAACGACACGCAGACAGACACGAUGCCGAGAAGAAAGAAGCCUGCCUCCCUGCGGUCAUCGCCAGGGUUUUCUAGUCCCAACUACGGCGCCGUGACGUCGGAGACGAUGCUCUCCGGCAUGGCACCUGAGACGGCUGAGGUCGCUGAGAUCAGCCCGCGGCCAUCCACAGCCCAUGGCAGCAGCGACGCCGCCGGUAGGUUGUCCCGCUAUUCCUCGCUGCGGCGGCAGCGCUCGCACGCAUCAUCUCUAUUCGCCCGGUACGACAGCGUGACGGGUGGCUCGACGCGCGUGCCGCCACCCGAGCUGACGGCCGCCGCGCUGAUGAGUGGCCUGGGUGGCAGCCGGUUUGACGUGGCCGGCACGGCGGCCCCGGUGUCUGCCGUGCCGAGUGAGGCCAGCUAUGACGGCAGCAGCGACGACGACGACGAAUGCGACAGCUUCAGCCUUCGUUCAGACGUGGACCGUGACGGCCCCGUCGACGAGUACGACAUCAAUGAGUACGGUUAUGCCGUUCCGGUGGAGGCUUUGGGCGAAGCCACGGACGACUGCACCCCAGACGACAAUGCAGGCGGCAGCGGCAGCGGCAGCGGCAGCGUAGCCGAUUCAUCCAACCCGCCGGACAACUCGCCUUUUGCGCAGGUGCGGGCGUCAGUGGCGCCGGUCGACAAUACGCUGCUGUCGAUCAACACGCCGCGCAUGUGGGUCCUCUCAACGCUCUUCUCGGUUCUGGGGUCGUCGACGAAUCUGUUCUUCUCACUGCGUUACCCCAGCGUGGCUAUCACACCGGUCAUCGCGCUGCUGCUGGUGCACCCGCUCGGCCUUGCCUGGGACUGGGCCCUGAAGCGGGCUGAUGAUCCGGCUGAGGAGUUUGACGACGGCGUGCUGGUGCCCAGCGCAGCCCAUCGUCGCGUCAGCGGCCACGGGCUCUUCCGGCACCUCCAGCUCGGGCGAUUGCGUCUCUGGCUGGCCCAGGGCCGGUGGAACGAGAAGGAGCACACAUGUGUCUACGUCAGCAGCAAUGUGUCGUUCGGCUUCGCCUUUGCCACUGACGUCAUCGUCGAGCAGACACACUUUUACCACCAGGACGUCGGGCUGGCCUACCAGCUGCUGCUGACACUGUCGACACAGAUUCUGGGCUACACGUUUGCCGGGCUCUCGCGCCGCUUUCUCGUGCGGCCGAGCGGCAUGAUCUGGCCGUCGACGCUCAUGUCGGCCUCCAUGUUCGCCACCCUGCACAAGGAGGAGAACCGGCCGGCCAACGGAUGGCGCAUCAGCCGGUGGCACUUCUUCUAUGUCGUCUUCCUCGCCGCCUUCCUCUUCUACUUCAUCCCCGGGCUGCUGAUGCCGGCCCUCAGCUACUUCAACGCGGUGACCUGGCUGGCCCCCGACAGCGUCGUGGUGGCCAAUCUGUUCGGCGUCGUGUCCGGACUCGGCCUCUUCCCCGUGACCUUUGACUGGGCCCAGAUCGCCUACAUCGGCUCGCCACUGCUGACGCCCUUCUGGGCCGCCAUGAACGUCGUCGGCGGGCUCGUCAUCGUCAUGUGGAUUCUGGCCCCGCUCGCCUACUACGGCAACUGGCUGUACUCGGCCUAUAUGCCCAUCCUGUCGGCCGCCGUCUUCGACAACACCGGCGCCGUCUACGACGUGCAGCGCAUCCUGACGGCCGACUUUGUCUUUGACCGUGCCGCCUACCGCAGCUACAGUCGCGUCUUUCUGCCCAUCACGUACGUCCUCAGCUACGGCGUGCAGUUUGCCGGCCUGGCCUCGCUGCUGACCCACACCGCCUGCUGGCACGGCCGCGACAUCUGGCGCCAGUGGAAGCACUCGCUGGACGAGUCCGCGUCGGCCGCCCACCUGUCGGCCAAGACGGCUGCAUACCAGCCGGUGGCCUCGCACGAUGUCGAUGUGGGGCCGACGGACCGUGAUCCCGGCCACGGCAGCCGUGAUGCCAACUCGGUGCCGCUGCAGCCGACAAGAAGCCGCAGCGACAGCGGCCUGGACGGCCGGAUGAGCCACGAGGACGUGCACAAUCGGCUGAUGCAGCGGUACCGUGACGCACCCAUGUGGUGGUACCUGCUGACGUUUGUGACGAUGACGGCAACGGGCAUGUUUGUGGUGGAAUAUUAUCCGAUUCAUCUGCCGUGGUACGGCCUGCUGCUGGCCCUAGCCAUCUGCGCGGUGCUCUUCAUCCCCAUUGGCAUCAUCAUGGCGGUGACCAACCAGCACGUCAGCAUCUACCUGAUCUGCCAGCUCGUGUGUGGCGCCGUGUUCCCGGGCCGCCCUGUGGCCAACAUGGUCUUUGUCACGUACGGCUACAUCUCGUCGGCCCAGGGCAUCAAGUUCGCCGCCGACCUCAAGCUGGGCCACUACAUGAAGAUCCCGCCGCGCAUCCUGUUCCAGGUGCAGAUGGUUGCCACGCUGGUCUCGUCAGCCACGCAGAUCGCCGUGCUCAACUGGAUGUUUGGCAACGUUCCCGGCCUCUGCACGCCUGGCGCGCUCAACGGCUUCACCUGUCCGAUUGCUCGCGUGCACUUCAACGGCUCGAUCCUCUGGGGUGUCGUCGGUCCGGGCGAGUUCUUUGGACGUGGCGCCACAUACCGGCCGCUGGUGUGGUGCUUCCUGGUCGGUGCCGUGGCUCCCCUGCCGCUGUGGCUGUAUGCCCGUCGACGUCGCGACAGCAUCGUGCGCAAGAUCAACCUGCCCGUGCUGCUGGGCUCGCUCGGCUGGAUCCCACCGGCGACGGGGCUCAACUUUAGCGUAUGGGCGCUGGUGUGCUACCUCUUCAACUACGUGCUCAAGAAGCGGGCGACGGCCUGGUGGGCCAAGUACACCAUGACGCUGAGCGCGGCCUUGGACGCGGCCCUGGCCUCGGGCAUCGUCGUCGCCUUCUUUGCCUUUAUCUACCCGGGCAUCAUGGACCGCUUCCACUGGUGGGGGACCGAGGUGUAUAAGCAGGGCUGCGACUGGCGGGCGUGUUCAUACCUGCAGGUGCCGGCGGGAGGGCGGUUUGGGCCGGACACGUGGUAG
This is a messenger RNA of Grosmannia clavigera kw1407, 3339 nucleotides long. Its product is annotated as oligopeptide transporter 4. Bases 1 to 3339 code for a protein of 1112 amino acids. The transcript has 2 exons. Gene Ontology annotation, biological process: transmembrane transport. Lineage: Eukaryota; Fungi; Ascomycota; Sordariomycetes; Ophiostomatales; Ophiostomataceae. Gene Ontology annotation, molecular function: oligopeptide transmembrane transporter activity. The record is from RefSeq and is a predicted model, not a curated record.